This is a messenger RNA of Linum tenue, 264 nucleotides long. Lineage: Eukaryota; Viridiplantae; Streptophyta; Magnoliopsida; Malpighiales; Linaceae. The record is from the annotation of a GenBank genome assembly.
AUGGAUAGAGACUACGGGUUCCUGAACACGGUGUUCCAUAACAUCACGGACACCCACGUGGCGCACCAUCUGUUCUCGAUGAUGCCUCACUACCAUGCAAUGGAGGCUACCAAGGCCAUCAAGCCGAUUCUGGGCGAGUAUUAUCAGUUCGACGGGACCCCGUUUAUUAAAGCGAUGUGGAGGGAGGCGAAGGAGUGUGUUUAUAUUGAGCCGGAUGAAAGCGACCAGACAAAAGGUGUGUUCUGGUACAACAACAAGCUGUGA